Eptesicus fuscus (big brown bat) is the source of this 6600-nucleotide messenger RNA. RefSeq names its product katanin interacting protein (gene KATNIP). The coding region runs from base 15 to 4991 and encodes 1658 amino acids. The record is from RefSeq and is a predicted model, not a curated record. The transcript has 29 exons. Lineage: Eukaryota; Metazoa; Chordata; Mammalia; Chiroptera; Vespertilionidae.
CACCGCCUCUAGGGAUGGACGGUCAGACUCUGCGAAAGGCUGAGAGAAGCCGGUCCUGCUCUCGGGAGAACAAGGAGGGUUACACUGAGGACAUGGUGACAGACUUUGAUGAGAAACAUGAUGAGUAUUUAAUAUUGCUUCAGCAGAGGAACCGGAUAUUAAAGCAUUUGAAAGCCAAGGACCCUGUGCAGCUGAGACUGGAGCACUUGGAGCAGGGCUUCUCCGUCUACGUCAACGGGGCCAAUUCGGAGCUGAAGUCGUCACCACGGAGAGCCGUCCACUCCCACGUCUCCAGAAGUGCCUCGCAGGCCGAGGGGGCACAGGAUUAUGGACGAAGAACCCUGUUUCGAGAAGCUGAAGAAGCUUUAAGACGCAAUUCACGGACAGCCCCCAGCAAAGCCCAGCGCCGCGGAUGGCACCAGAAAUCUGUGCAGAUCAGAACAGAAGCUGGUUCGCGGCUCCAUAUCGAACCUCCUCUGGACUACUCUGAAGAUUUUGAGCCACAUGGGGACACGACUGUCACUGCAAAGGAUGCUUCCGGGGGUCACCCACAGGAUUCCAAACCUCCUACCAGCACCACACCCUGUGAUGUUAACUUCUCCCUUCAGAACGCUCAUGGACAUUCCGACCUUCCAAGCAGUACGGACAAAGCAAGGAUCCUCUUAACUAUCCAGGAUGUAAUGGAGCUAAGAAAAAGCCUAGAACUUAGUGUAAAUCUACAAAAGAAGCAAAAGGACUGUUCCAGUGACGAGUAUGACUCCAUUGAAGAGGAUGUGGUCUCUGAGCCUGAGCCUGAGGACCAGGCCCUGGUGGGCAGUCCCAGACAUGGCACCCCUCUUUCCAGGGGGGACUCCAUGUACAAGGAUGUUCCUGAGGACCAGGAGACGGCAGGAUCCCCUCCCCGGGGCCCAGACACCCUCGUGGUGCUGGAAUUUAACCCGGCUUCCAGAGGUAAUAAAAAGGAAAGGAAUUUGUCUGCUAAGCGAAAGGACAAUGCUGAGGUCCUCAUUCCCAGCAAACCAGAGCCAAACCUGACUCCCCAGCCCCCCACUGUGUUCCCAGACCAGGAGAGGCCAUGUUCAAGACCGGGAAGCCGACGGGAGCGACCCCUAUCAGCAGCCCGAAAACCUGUGCUCCAGGCUGAGGACCGCCAGGAAGACGCAUCAGCUGUGCUCCGAGCCAUCCAGGUGGAGAAUGAAGCCCUGCAGAGGGCGAUCCUGAGCAGAAGGGCCGAGCCCCCCAGCAGCCAGCUGCAGGUGCCGGGCGUGGAGGAACCCCCAGCAAAACCGUGGACUGGUCUGCUGAAGGCACAGGAGGAGAGCCCAGAGCUGCUUCCCAUCACCAUGGAGACCAACACGGAGGAGCCAUCCCAGGCGGCAGGGGGAGCCAGAGCAGUCAGCGCAGCCAUUGACAGAAUCGGCCUUUUGGGGAGCAGGCAGCAGCAGAAGCUUCUGGAAGUCCUCCGGGCCAUCGAAAGCGACUCUGCCCAUGUCAGCCAGGUGGCUUCCCCAGCCGAGGAGCAGGUGCUGGCCUCAGAGGACAAGUUGGGGGUGAAAGCAGAAGAGAUGAAAGAUGCCAUCUACGUGACGAUGGAAAUCCUGUCCAACUGGGGCAGCCCGUCAUGGGUGGGCCUCACCGAAGUCGAGUUCUUUGACCUGGACAACACAAAGCUGUACGUGUCACCUCAUGACGUGGAUAUCCGUAACGCGGACACGCCGGGGGACCUGGGCCAGCUGGUCAACAGGAACUUGGCUAGCAAGAAAGACUCCUCCUUGUGGACCUGCCCCUUCCACCCGCCACUGCAGCUCUUCUUCGUUAUCCGCAGCACGAGAAGGCUUCGUGCCUUUGGUCUGGCCAGGAUCAAGGUUUGGAACUACUGGACGGCUGAUGGCGAUCUUGACAUUGGUGUGAAGAAUGUGAAGCUUUAUGUCAACAAAAGCCUCAUCUUUGAUGGCCAGUUAGACAAAGGAGGUGGAGAGGCCCCAGCCGACCAGAGCAUCCCAGUCAGCCUGAAAAAUGAGCAGAUUGAGGGGGUGGAGAACAGCAUUAAUGCCCCCUUGGAAGAAGGCAGAGGUGCCCAGAGGAUGGUGGGCACCGCUAGGGACAAGGAGCUCAGCGCCACUUGCUCGCAGCCAGACGGAGAGGCAGGGGAUGUGGCGGUUUCUUCACCAGGAACUUUAUUUGGUGAAAGGAUCAAUUCUCCUGGUUGCAUAAAAGACAGUUUGUCCAAGUUAGAGGAUGACUUCAGCUCGUCAGCAGCCACAGUCUCUAUGGGGGGCGAGCGUGCCCCUGCCCCCGGACCCCCAGUGGAGUGCCCUCCACUGGACCAGGAGCUCUCGCUGACUCUGCAGCUGGAAAACCUCCCAGGCAGAAAGGUCUCUGAGCCGCCAGGGAAAACCCCCGCCUGGCUACAACCCUCUCCUGAAGGGAAAGGCAGGAGGCAGGGAGGCAAGAAGCCCAAACCCCUCUGGCUGCGUCCUGAGAAGCCACCCGAAGGGACGGACGGGCUUGUGCCAGAGGACGAGGACAUCUUCAGGGAGGGUCCUGCAGAGGCCGGGGAUGAAGGCCCCAGGCGUGAGCCAGGACGGGCCAGCAGCCGGAAUGCCAUCUCAGAGGACAGAGCCCCGAGGGUGACCCCCAACGUCUGCAGGGAUGACUUUGACAUCUUUGAGAAGCCCUCCAACAGGGAGCGCCCUGCUAGUGGGAGGAGGGGCCGGAAGGACGCCCUCGGCAGCAGUCACGGUGAUGGGCAACCAGCCAGCAGAGGAGACGCCUGGUGCACCAGGCCGCCACCGCGGCCCCAGUGGCGCAGCGAGCAGGAGCACACGCUGCACGAGUCCUGGAGCUCCCUCAGCGCCUUUGACCGCUCCCACCGGGGGCGCAUCUCCAACAUGGAGGUGCAGGGGGACAUCCUGGACGAGUUCCUGCAGCAGCAGAGGAGCGGCCGGCAGGGCGCCCAGCCAGCCCCCUGCAGGGAGCAGCCGGAGGCCCGGGCGGGGCCGGACGACUGCAGAGACGCAGGCGACCCCAGCGACUUUAGAAUCCCCGUCUUGCCUUAUGGGCGGCACUUGGUCAUUGACAUCAAGUCCACGUGGGGGGACAGGCACUACGUGGGCCUGAACGGAAUAGAAAUAUUCAGUUCCAAGGGGGAGCCCGUGCAAAUCGCGAGCAUCCAAGCGGACCCCCCUGACAUCAACAUUUUACCAGCCUAUGGGAAGGACCCCCGCGUGGUCGGCAACCUCGUCGACGGGGUGAACAGGACGCAGGACGACAUGCACGUCUGGCUGGCCCCCUUCACGCCGGGCAAGUCCCACUCCAUCUCCAUCGACUUCUCGCAUCCUUGCCACGUCGCCCUGGUCAGGAUUUGGAAUUACAACAAAUCGCGGAUACAUUCCUUCCGCGGGGUGAGGGACGUCGAGAUCCUGUUAGACGCACAGUGCAUCUUUAACGGAGAAAUCGCCAAGGCCUCCGGAACCCUGACGGGAGCCCCAGAGCACUUUGGAGACACAAUCUUAUUCACAACCGACGAGGACAUUCUCGAGGCCAUAUUCCGCUCGGAUGAGACGUUUGACGUGGACACGGGGGGCCCAUGCAGCCUGCCGUGCGAGGAGCCCCUGAGGAGGCCCAGCACCGCGGACGGCGGCACGGAGGAGCGGCCCUACACCCAGGCCGGCCUGUGGGCCCAGGUCCCGGAAGUGGAGCUGCCACCCAGUGCCCCUGUGCCCGAAGUCACCACCCCGGAACCGGGCGUCUACCACGGGAUCUGCCUUCAGCUGAAUUUCACUGCCUCCUGGGGGGACCUGCACUACCUGGGACUCACGGGCUUGGAAGUGGUGGGCAAGGAUGGCCAGGCCCUGCCCAUCAGCCUGCACCAGAUCUCCGCCUCCCCCAGGGACUUAAAUGACCUCCCGGAGUACACGGAUGACUCCCGGACCCUGGACAAGUUAAUUGAUGGAGCCAACAUCACGAUGGAGGAUGAGCAUAUGUGGCUGAUCCCCUUCUCGCCGGGGCUGGACCACGUGGUCACGAUCCGCUUCGACAGAGCAGAGAGCAUCGCGGGCCUGCGCUUCUGGAACUACAAUAAAUCUCCCGAGGACACCUAUCGAGGGGCCAAAAUCGCCCACGUCUCCCUGGACGGCCUGUGCGUCUCCCCUCCAGAGGGCUUUCUCAUCCGGAAGGGGCCCGGCAACUGCCACUUUGAUUUUGCUCAAGAAAUCCUCUUUGUGGACUACCUACAGGCUCGGCUCCUGCCCCAGCCGGCCCAGAGGCUCGACACAAAAAGCCUGGAGCGGGCGAGCAUGGACUACGAGGCCCCGCUGAUGCCCUGUGGCUUCAUUUUUCAGUUUCAGCUCCUGACCAGUUGGGGUGACCCCUAUUACAUUGGUCUCACCGGCCUCGAACUGUACGAUGAGCGGGGAGAGAAGAUCCCUCUGUCGGAAAACAACAUCGCUGCCUUCCCCGACAGCGUGAACUCCCUGGAGGGCGUGUGUGGGGACGUGCGGACCCCUGACAAACUCAUCGACCAAGUGAACGACACCAGUGAUGGCCGGCACAUGUGGCUGGCCCCCAUCCUGCCUGGCCUGGUGAACCGGGUGUAUGUGAUUUUCGAUCUGCCUACCACCGUGUCGAUGAUCAAACUGUGGAAUUAUGCGAAAACACCCCAUCGAGGGGUGAAGGAGUUUGGCCUCCUGGUGGACGACUUGCUCGUGUACAACGGGAUCCUGGCCAUGGUGGGCCACCUGGUGGGGGGCAUCCUGCCCACGUGCGAGCCCACGUUGCCCUACCACACCAUCCUCUUCACCCAGGACAUGGACAUCUACCACCAGGAGAAACACACCACCAUCAGCGGCCACGUGGAGGACCAGGACGUCCAGAUGAUGAACGAGAACCAGAUCGUUACCAACGCCAAGAGGAAGCAGAGCGUCGUCGACCCAGCCUUACGCCCCAAAACCUGCCUGAGCGAGGAGACAGCAAGACGGCGGCGAUGCUGACCGGAAGGAGGGGGCACUGGUCCUCAGCCCGCGUGGGCUCCUUCACUGGCCCCGCUCAGCACCAUGCCCCCUCGGGCCUCAGUGCAGCCCAGACCCCAGCGCUGGAGGGGAGCUGCUGGGGAGAAGGGACUCGAGGGUGGAGGGCCUGGGGAAGACGGGCGACAGGCGGAGGAGGCAGGGCUGCUGCAGGGGCAGGGCCUUCCGCUCUCCCGUAAGAUCCAGCACAGCGGGCAGCAUCCACUCAGCCCCGUCCCGGUUCCCUGAGCCAGGUCUGGCUGGGCCGGGACAGGGAGGUGGGCUGGGGAGGCCUCCAUCCAGCCUGGAGCCAGGCUGAGCCAGCCUGGAGCCCAGGCCUCAGACACCAGCGCUCCAGGGGUGAGCCCAGGGGCUCCACCAGCAGCCCCUCCCCAGGCACAUCCCUGCCUCCUUUGGGGGCUGGCGGAGCUGCCUGGGAGGGUGGACUCUUCCCUGGACCCUCAUGUCCAGCCAGGACUGCUGCCACCCUCACUCGUCCCGCCGGCGCCCGCGGGAAACCACAGAUCCCUCAGAGGAACCGCUUCUGCAGGCUCUGUCCCCUCGCCGAGCUGAGAAGGGGCUGGCCAAGGGCACGUGUCCCGCUGAGGAAAGGAAGGGAGUGGACCCACCGUGCAGCGCCGGGCCCACCUGGCAUGCCGGGCACUCGUCCUGCCCAGAUAGGACCGGCAGGCAGGCAGCUGCAGACCCAGGGGCCAGCGGGGCCCCUCCAGACGCCUCUGUCUGAAAGGCAGGGAGCGGAGGACCAGGCCGGCCCCACCCUCAGCCCCAGAGGCUCACCUUCCCCGUGAGGCCUCACCGCUCCCUGCCCGGCUAGAGUCCGCAGGCUUCUCUCGCUGGUUCUUUGGUCCCUGGCCCCCCUCGGAGCCAGGAGCGGGGUUCUCGUUGCCCAGGCCCCCACGCCCCUCCCUCUUCCAGCGGCUUCCCAGCAAGUUGGAGACGUGCCUUGCGCCCCGCCGAGCAGAGCCCGGACCACAUCUAUUUCCAUCUAUGUAACGAGCUCGGAUCAGGGACCUAAUUGCUUUCCCAGUGGUGGGUAAUUUCUCGUUCCCAAUAUUAAUCCGUUGUUUUCCUGGCGCCCAGCCCGGCCGCAUUACUGUACUGCGAGGCGUUCCUAUGCAACCGAGAGCCUGCAGACACUUCCCGAGCUGCGCGGCCUCCCCGGGCAGCUGUGCAAAUGCGCUUUUCAUUCGCAGCGCGGGGUCCAUGUGAAGAUAAGGACUUGUUUCUCCCCAAGAAAAUCCAUCAUUUCUGUAGCUUCCAAGCCCCCACCUCUCUGCUCACCUCCCAGACGUGGGGCGCCUCUGGGACCGGGCUCCCAGGAGAGCUGACGCCGCUGGGGCUGAUCAGUCCAACUCCCGGUGCCCGAGACAGUGCCAGGCCUUCCCAGGGAGCCGCUGUCCGUCCGCGCCCGAGGCACGGGCACGGGUCAGAUUCCGGGAACAUUGCCCAGGCCCCGCACACUCGCCCCUGGGUCUCAGCUGAUGUUUAUAGUAAUUGUGUGCACCAUGCAAUUUCGGAGGAAAGAAAGGCUGACAGGCGUUAGCUCUAAAAUAAAUUUCUAUUUUUUUCUCUU